Melopsittacus undulatus (budgerigar) is the source of this 1749-nucleotide messenger RNA. RefSeq names its product pyruvate dehydrogenase E1 component subunit alpha, mitochondrial. Gene Ontology annotation, biological process: pyruvate decarboxylation to acetyl-CoA. Gene Ontology annotation, cellular component: intracellular membrane-bounded organelle. The record is from RefSeq and is a predicted model, not a curated record. Lineage: Eukaryota; Metazoa; Chordata; Aves; Psittaciformes; Psittaculidae. Gene Ontology annotation, molecular function: pyruvate dehydrogenase (acetyl-transferring) activity. Bases 95 to 1294 code for a protein of 399 amino acids. The transcript is spliced from 11 exons.
GGAAGUACUGGGCCGGCGCCGGGGGCGGGGCGGACAGCUGAAGGAGAUUCGGGGACGGGGGCAGCCUUAAGGUAUUGUUGCCUGUCCCCGCUCCAUGCGGAAGAUGUUGUUGGCCGUGCUCUCCCGGGUGCUGCAGAGUCCGGCAGCGGCUGCCGCCGCCGCAAAACCGGCCUCCCGAGUGAUGGUAGCAUCGCGUAACUAUGCAGACUUUGCAAAUGAAGCUACAUUUGAAAUUAAGAAAUGUGACCUUCAUCGCCUAGAAGAAGGCCCCAGUACCACCACAGUGAUGACCCGAGAGGAGGGGCUCAAGUACUACAAGACAAUGCAGUCCAUCCGACGCAUGGAGCUGAAAGCUGAUCAGCUGUACAAGCAGAAGAUUAUUCGUGGCUUCUGCCACUUAUACGAUGGGCAGGAGGCUUGCUGCGUAGGGAUUGAAGCUGCCAUAAAGCCUACAGACCAUGUGAUAACAGCUUACAGGGCUCAUGGCUUUACCUAUACGCGAGGAGUGCCUAUUCGAGAAAUUCUCACUGAACUUACAGGGCGAAAAGGAGGAUGUGCAAAGGGAAAAGGAGGAUCAAUGCACAUGUAUGCCAAAAACUUCUAUGGUGGAAAUGGAAUUGUUGGUGCUCAGGUUCCUCUUGGAGCUGGGAUUGCGCUGGCCUGUAAAUACUUUGGUAAAAAUGAAAUCUGCAUGGCCUUAUAUGGGGAUGGUGCAGCCAAUCAGGGCCAGAUAUUUGAAACAUUCAACAUGGCUGCCUUGUGGAAGUUGCCUUGUAUUUUUGUCUGUGAGAAUAACCGGUAUGGAAUGGGAACUUCAGUUGAAAGAGCGGCAGCCAGUACCGACUACUAUAGAAGAGGGGACUUCAUUCCAGGUCUCAGAGUGGAUGGCAUGGAUGUUCUCUGUGUUCGAGAAGCAACAAAGUUUGCAGCAGAACACUGCAGAUCUGGCAAAGGUCCUAUUGUGAUGGAGUUACAGACCUACCGUUACCAUGGCCAUAGUAUGAGUGACCCUGGAAUAAGCUAUCGCACUAGGGAAGAAAUUCAAGAAGUGAGAAGCAAAAGCGAUCCCAUUACUUUGCUGAAGGACAGAAUGGUCAACAAUAACCUGGCUAGCAUUGAAGAAUUAAAGGAUAUUGAUGUGGCAGUAAGGAAGGAGAUUGAGGAAGCAGCUCAGUUUGCUACCACUGACCCGGAGCCACCACUAGAAGAACUUUGUCACCACAUCUACUUCAAUGAGCCACCCUUUGAAGUGCGGGGCCCAAACCAGUGGAUAAGCUACAAGUCUACCAGCUAAAGGACUUUCUACUGUCAUAAUUUAUUCAUAAGAAUAAGUGAAUGUAUUUACAGGAACUUAAAUCAUGGAAUCAUGGAAUAGUUAGGGUUGGAAAUGGUCUCUAGAUCAUCUACUCCCAACUCCUCUGCCAUGGACACCACACAUUAACCAUGUCACCCAAGACUCUUUCCAACCUGGCCUUGAACACUGCCAGGUGUGGAACAUUCAAAGCUUCCUUGGGAAACCCGGACAUGACUCAGAAACUACCCGUAAGCUCUUUUAAAAGCUUGCUCAAAUGAGGAAAUUUGUGGGGAAAUCCAUCUCAGUUUGGAUUUUGUUAAACAUGCUGAAUGUUGUUUCAGAAGGUGUUAAAGCAGCAGCUUACUGAAACUGCUUUUUAUCUGCUUUAUCGACUUGUCUUUGCCCUGCUCUGUUACGUACAGUUAAAAAAAAUCAUUAAACUUCAACACCACUUA